ACCAAAAGCAGCACCUCAACAACAUGGCGGAUAAGCGGAAGAAGAAUUUGUGUUGAUCAUACAUGCAGUAUAACUCAAUUUAUCCACAAUGGACAAGAGAAAGAAACAGUUUGAUGUUACUGCAGCUUCGCUGGUGGACCUGAAAGCUGAACUUUACAGAAAGCAGGAGGCGUUUAAACAAGAAAAGUUGGUCAAAGAUACCGGAGCCCCACUGAAACCUAAACCCACAAACAAGAAGAGCAGUAUCUGGAAUAAACAGAAUGAAGGGGUGUCGGACAGAGCUGAGAAAGAUGUGGAGCAGAAGACUGAAGAAGAGAACACACUGGACAAGUCAAAGUAAGAGCUGUCAUUAACAGCU
Molecule: messenger RNA, 358 nt
Organism: Polyodon spathula (Mississippi paddlefish)
Lineage: Eukaryota; Metazoa; Chordata; Actinopteri; Acipenseriformes; Polyodontidae
Product: coiled-coil domain-containing protein 174-like
Exons: 3
Coding region: 89-340 (83 amino acids)
Cellular component (GO): nucleus
Source: RefSeq, a predicted model, not a curated record